Molecule: messenger RNA, 1899 nt
Organism: Exophiala aquamarina CBS 119918
Lineage: Eukaryota; Fungi; Ascomycota; Eurotiomycetes; Chaetothyriales; Herpotrichiellaceae
Exons: 2
Coding region: 1-1899 (632 amino acids)
Molecular function (GO): oxidoreductase activity; FAD binding
Source: RefSeq, a predicted model, not a curated record
AUGUUAUCGUCACUCUUUUCAACAGCGCUCGUUUUUGCUGCUGCUCUAUCUUCUGUUUGCGCCGACUCGGCCGUCACAGAUAUACCGUCAGACGUGUCAACUUCGGACGUGUCAACUUUCUCCUCCGAUGUGGUGUCUUCUACAGAUUCCUUAGUUGCGGCUGCCAGCUCAUUUAAGCCUAAAAAGAUAUGUAAAUGCGUUCCUGGCGAUAGUUGUUUCCCAUCUGAUACCAUUUGGAAAAUCUUCAACAUCACGACAGGAGGACGUGUCAUUAAAACUAAGCCCGUGGCCAUUUCAUGUUAUCCUGGCCCAGAUCAAAACGCCGCCAGAUGUGCCGACGUUGAUUCGCGCUGGGAGGAUGCCACCUUCCAAGCAGACGACGUGGUAGGACUUUCUUAUCCGACAAAUGUCACUUGUCCCCCGGUGAACGUAGCAGCAGGGGAGACACCCGGCUCAUGUACACUAGGAGUGAGCCCCUCAUUUGCGGUGGAUGCCACCGAGCCAUGGCAUGUGGCAGCGACUGUCGCCUUUGCCAGAUUAUUCAACAUCCGCUUGGUUGUCAAGAACACUGGUCACGAUAUGCUUGGGCGAUCUGAGGGAGCUGGAGGCCUUGAGGUCUGGAUUCGCCAUCUCCGCAAAGGCAUUACCUUCCAAAAGACGUUCAAAUCUAGUACAAGAUGUACCAGAAGUGGCUGGACCGGCAGUGCUUUCAAGAUCGCUGGUGCAUACACCUGGGCUGACGUGUAUACACAAGCCAAAGCAAACAACGUCAUUGUGGUGGGUGGUGGUACUCCCAGUGUCGGAGCUAUUGGAGGCUGGAUGCAAGGCGGUGGCCACGGUCCACCAUCUAGGCAGUUCGGUCUCGGAGCUGACCAAGUGCUCGAGUUGGAUGUUGUUCUGUCAAGCGGUUUGACCAUCACUGCGAACGCAUGCCAGAACAGUGACAUCUUCUUCGCUCUCCGAGGUGGAGGUGGUGGGACAUAUGGCGUUGUAAUCUCAACCACUAUCAAGGCGCAUCCUAACGCGGGUAUGGUUGUCCAGCAUUUGGCCAUGGGUGCUCUCACUGCCAAUACGACUGGCCUGUUGGACACGAUUGCAAUCGUCACCUCCGCUUACCCUGAUCUGAACGAUGCCGGAUAUGCAGGCUAUGGGCAGUGGUCCGCCGACAGUCCAACACCAAUCUUUGCGACAUUCACCGCUGCAUAUGUACACGGAAUCUACAUGUUCGGCAAGACGGAAAAAGACGCACGCGCUGCUUUUGAUGCCACAAGAGCACAACUCGCUCUCUACAAUAGCAGCGUCUUCAUCUCGGAGGAUUAUGUCACCUACCCGGACUACUGGUCAUUUUAUGCGGCCGAAUCUGGAGUGGAACCACCCGUUGGCACUCCUGCAACCCUCGGGUCCCGCCUGUUCGACCGACCAUCAUUAACGAAGAAUUUCUCUGCUCUCCGGAAUAUGAUCGGAAAACUUGCUGGUACGCCUGGACAGUUUACUUUCAACAGCUUUGAGAUUGUUGGUGGUGGACAGGUCUUCAAGGACAAGGCUGACCCGAAUUCUGGAGUGCUCCCUGCCUGGCGUACAUGCUACUUCAGCAACAUCGUUGCACGCGGGUAUCCUCUAGGUACCCCUCAGUCGGUGGUCGACCAGAUCGAGGACGAUAUCACGUUUAGCAAAGUGGCCGCGAUGAAGGCUUUGGCACCCAACACCGGCGCAUACAUGAACGAAGCCGACAGACAUGAUCCCGAUUGGAAGGUCGACUUCUUCGGGAGCAACUACAAUAAACUCCUGGGCAUCAAGGAAAAGUAUGACCCCGCGUCCGUCUUCUUCUGCCCAACCUGUGUGGGUAGUGACGGGUGGGGAGAGGACUCAUCAAGAAGAUUAUGCAAAGUCAAUUCUUAG